AGCAGGUCUUCAUAGUAAAAUAGUUAAGGUCAGCCAGAUGCACGAUUCAGGGGGUUCAAGUCUAGAAAUUCCAGUCGAAAGUAAUGCAAUUCAAGAUAGUGGUAUGGUGACUCCAGCAUCAAUUGAUAACAAUAACAACAAUGUUGAUAACCAACCUGCCGAAAAUGGAUCCCUGCAAGCAGACGCAUCAGGCACUCACUCACAGGCAGUUGAGAUGCAGUUUGAGCAUAAUGAUGCAGCUGCUCGGGAUGUUGAAGCUGUCAGCCAAGAGAGUAGUGGUAGUGCGGCUACUUUUGGUGAAAGUCUUCGGAGCCUAGAUGUUGAGAUUGGAAGCGCUGAUGGCCAUGAUGAUGGUGGAGAAAGGCAGGUUUCUGCAGAUAGGAUAGCGGGUGAAUCACAAGCUGCAAGGACUAGAAGAGCAAAUGUGUCUUUUGGUCAUUCUUCUCCUCUAGGUGGGAGAGAUGCAUCGCUUCAUAGUGUUAUUGAAGUUUCUGAAAAUUCAAGCCGAGAUGCAGAUCAAGAUGGUCCAGCAGCUGAACAGCAGGUGAACAAUGAUGCUGGAUCGGGAGCAAUUGAUCCUGCUUUUCUUGAUGCUCUUCCUGAGGAGUUGCGUGUUGAAGUCCUAUCAGCUCAGCAGGGUCAAGUGGGUCAACCAUCAAAUGCCGAGUCCCAAAACAGCGGGGAUAUUGAUCCAGAAUUCCUUGCAGCUCUUCCCCCAGAUAUUCGAGCAGAAGUUCUUGCUCAACAGCAAGCACAAAGGCUACAUCAAUCUCAGGAAUUGGAAGGGCAACCUGUUGAAAUGGAUACAGUCUCAAUAAUUGCAACAUUUCCUUCUGAGCUACGAGAAGAGGUUCUUUUAACUUCAUCUGAUGCUGUCCUUGCCAACCUUACACCUGCUCUUGUUGCCGAGGCAAAUAUGUUGCGGGAGAGGUUUGCACAUCGAUACAGCCGUACCCUCUUGGGAAUGCAUCCUAGAAGCCGUAGAGGUGAGACAUCUAGACAUGGUGAAAGUUCUGGUUCUGGCAUGGAUGGUAUAGGGCGAAGCAUUACUUCACGCAGGUCUGGUGGAGCUAAGGUUGUUGAAGCUGAUGGAGAACCUCUAGUUGACACUGAAGCUUUGCAUGCCAUGAUUCGGUUAUUUCGUAUAGUGCAGCCAUUGUAUAAAGGUCAAUUGCAGAGGCUUCUUUUGCAUCUUUGUGCCCAUAGUGAAAGUAGAACUUCUCUGGUGAAAAUUCUGAUGGAUUUACUGAUUCUUGAUGUAAGAAAGCCUACCAGUCAUUGUAGUACAGUUGAGCCUCCAUACAGACUAUAUGGUCGUCAGAGCAAUGUAAUGUACUCACGUCCUCAAUCUUUUGAUGGAGUUCCCCCAUUGCUCUCACGGAGAAUACUUGAAACUCUCACUUAUCUUGCUCGUAAUCAUCCAUAUGUGGCAAAAAAAUUGCUUGAGCUUAGGCUGCAUCAUCCUGCAUCAAGAGAGCCAGAUAAUGCUGAGAUUAUGCGUGGCAAAGCUGUGAUGGUUGUUGAAGAUCAAGUUACUAUAGGUGAAAAUAAUGAAGGAUACAUAUCCAUUGCAAUGCUUUUGAGUCUCUUGAAACAACCCCUUUAUUUGAGGAGCAUAGCCCAUCUCGAACAGUUGCUAAACUUACUCGAUGUCAUCAUUGAUAGUGCUGGAGGCAAGUGUAGUUCAUCUGACAAAUCCCAUAUAACUACAGAGCCAGUAUUGGGCCCACAAAUUUCUGCGAUGGAGGCUGAUGUAAAUAUGAAUUCUGUUAUUUCUUCUGGUCUUGAUGCAUGUCCUAAAGCUGACAGUUCCUCGAAACCAACAUCCUCUGGUAAUAAGGAAUGUGAGACUCAGCAAGUACUGGGUAACCUGCCAAAAGCAGAACUCCAACUCCUGUGCUCAUUGCUUGCACUAGAAGGUUUGUCAGAUAAUGCAUAUGGUCUCGUUGCCGAAGUAAUGAGGAAAUUAGUGUCCAUUGCUCCAAUUCACUGUCAGCUUUUUGUCUCUCAUCUGUCAGGAGCAGUUCGAGACUUGACUUCAUCUGCUAUGGAUGAACUACGCAUUUUCAGUGAAGCAAUGAAAGCUCUUCUUAGUACAUCUACUAAUGGUGCUGCAAUUUUGAGAGUUUUGCAAGCCUUGAGUUCCUUUCUCACCCCAUCGUCUGAGAAAGAGAAUGAUGGAAUAUCUCGUCCUCUUUUUGAGUUUUUGGAAAUCAAUUCAGCAUUAGAGCCCUUAUGGCAUGAGUUGAGCUGUUGCAUAAGCAAGAUAGAAUCCUACUCUGAGCCGGCAUCUGAUGUUUACCCGCCAUCUACUACAUCUGUGUCUAAACCGUCUAGUGUCAUGCCUCCACUUCCAGCUGGUUCUCAAAAUAUCCUACCAUACAUAGAAUCUUUCUUUGUGGUUUGUGAGAAGCUGCAUCCUGCACAGUCAGGUGCUAAUCAUGACAUAGGUGUUCCUUGUAUCUCUGAUGUUGAAGAUGCCAGCACAUCUGGUACUGAGCAGAAAGCAUCUGGAUCUGCUGUGAAAGUAGACGAGAAACAUGGCGCUUUUGUCAAGUUUUCUGAGAAGCAUAGGAAGCUGCUAAAUGCUUUUAUCAGGCAAAACCCUGGCUUGCUUGAGAAAUCUUUUGCCCUUAUGCUGAAGAUUCCCAGAUUCAUUGAUUUUGAUAACAAGCGCUCCUACUUCCGAUCAAAAAUUAAGCAUCAGCAUGACCAUCACCACAGCCCACUAAGAAUAUCAGUAAGAAGGGCAUAUGUAUUAGAAGAUUCUUAUAACCAACUUCGAAUGAGAUCAACUCAAGAUUUGAAGGGAAGGUUGACUGUUCACUUCCAAGGGGAGGAAGGUAUCGAUGCAGGUGGUCUUACAAGGGAGUGGUAUCAAUUGUUGUCCAGGGUUAUUUUUGACAAAGGAGCAUUACUUUUUACUACGGUGGGCAAUGAGUCAACAUUUCAGCCAAACCCAAACUCUGUUUACCAAACAGAACAUCUAUCUUAUUUCAAAUUUGUUGGUAGAGUGGUCGGAAAAGCAUUAUUUGAUGGUCAGCUCUUGGAUGUCCAUUUUACUCGAUCAUUCUAUAAGCACAUUCUAGGGGCCAAAGUUACAUAUCAUGAUAUAGAAGCCAUUGAUCCUGCUUAUUUCAAAAAUUUGAAAUGGCUGCUUGAGAAUGACAUCAGUGAUGAUCUGAAUCUUACCUUUAGCAUUGAUGCAGAUGAGGAAAAGUUGAUAUUAUAUGAACGAACGGAGGUGACUGAUUAUGAGUUGAUUCCCGGUGGACGGAAUACUAAAGUUACAGAGGAGAAUAAACAUCAAUAUGUUGAUUUAGUUGCUGAGCAUCGAUUGACCACUGCUAUUCGACCUCAAAUAAAUGCUUUCUUGGAAGGGUUCAGUGAAAUAAUUCCCAAGGAGUUGAUAUCUAUUUUCAAUGAUAAAGAGCUGGAACUAUUGAUCAGUGGACUUCCCGAUAUUGAUUUGGAUGACUUGAGAGCAAAUACAGAAUAUUCUGGUUAUAGUGCUGCAUCGCCAGUUAUCCAAUGGUUUUGGGAGGUUGUUCAAGAUUUAAGCAAGGAGGACAAGGCUCGGCUUUUGCAAUUUGUGACUGGCACAUCCAAGGUGCCUCUGGAAGGUUUUAGCGCUCUUCAGGGAAUUUCAGGCUCUCAGAAGUUUCAGAUACACAAAGCAUAUGGAAGUCCUGAUCAUUUGCCUUCUGCUCAUACUUGUUUUAAUCAAUUAGAUUUGCCAGAGUAUCCAUCUAAACAACAUUUGGAAGAUAGGUUACUGCUGGCGAUUCAUGAAGCAAGUGAGGGAUUCGGAUUUGGUUGAAAUGUUUCAGAGGGAGUAUUUGUAUUACAUUUACUAGAUUAGGAGUCAUUUCAGAAUAGAAUUGAGUGGUACAGGGGUUUGAAUUUCUUUUUUCUUUCAAAAUGUUAUCUUAAAAUAUUGUACAGUAGUAAAUUGCAAUGGAAAAUGCCGUUUGGCAGUUUUUCAACUAACCAUUUUGCCACGUCA
Molecule: messenger RNA, 4006 nt
Organism: Cicer arietinum (chickpea)
Lineage: Eukaryota; Viridiplantae; Streptophyta; Magnoliopsida; Fabales; Fabaceae
Product: E3 ubiquitin-protein ligase UPL1-like
Biological process (GO): ubiquitin-dependent protein catabolic process; protein polyubiquitination
Cellular component (GO): cytoplasm
Molecular function (GO): ubiquitin protein ligase activity
Source: RefSeq, a predicted model, not a curated record